GUCGUCCAUUGUAAGUUGUUUUGCCUUCCCACCACGCCACUUCUCCUCACUCGAUUCCCAUGCUCCACGGGCGGCGUUGCAUACACACACACACACACACACGCUGACCGGAGCGCCUCUUUACCCGAAGAAGAGGAAGGAGAAGGGAAAAACAACUAGAAGAGGGAGUGAGAGCGAAUCGGAGAACGUGAAAAGAAUAACCACACUCUUCACAAAGCGUUGUUGAUGGGGAGAGAAGAGACUCCAGCAACCUCCCCCUACCAAACCUAUCGUUUAUUAAAAAAAUAUUUCCAUUGCUUGCUUUUCUGCUGUAAGAACGGCGUACAUACGUGCGUGUGUGUGUGUAUGCUGCCACUGGUUCCGCCACGUUGCAGCUCUGUAAUUCGAUAACCGCCACGACCAACGAACACAACAAGAACAGACAACGCUUUUCUGACGUCUCACGUAUUACUGCUGCUUUUACUCUCCCCCUCUCCCCUCCCCCUCCCCGCUGCUGCGAAACGGCGGUACGAGGCGCUGUGCUCUUCUUGCCGGCUUCGUGUGUUUCCGCUUCUGCGCCUUUUAGAUUAGCGCCGCUGCGCCGUCGCACACCUCCUCCGGCUCUGGCGUUUUUGAUUUUGGUGCUGCUUCUUCUUAUUUCUCUUUCCAUUCUACAUCAACUUUGGUGCUCGAUCCCUUUUCGGGUUUUCUGUUUUCCAACUUCCACCGCCAACGCAGUGGUGCUGCACGUGCGCGCGGGGACUGUUUCUCCUUGUCACCUGCACGUUCUCUUGCAUCAACGCACAGCGCCGUUUCUUAUUCAGUCCUGCUGUGUGUACUCUGACCUCCCUCGCAGCUUCUCCCCUCUUCCGCUUUCCCCUGUACACCCCCACACACAUACAGGCACAGAGGAGGAAGGAGGCACAGCGCGUGCGCGUUGACACGUGCGAUUGAUUUUAGUAUUGUUACUUUCUUUUGCAUCUCUUUGACGGUGAAUCCCGCUUGUUUGGAAAGACGAAGAAAGGGGAGGUAGAGAGAGGCUGCCUGAGCGAGUUGCAUGCACCGGGGUGAUUAUACACAUUUCGGUGAAGGGCACAACGCCCAGUCGUUUUGCAGGAGAGCUCUAGUCGAUAUACUGAUAUGAACCCGCCAUCGUUCUUCUCCUUCCUCACUCGUCACGAUGCGGGGGGCGCGCCGCAAGGGCCGGCGACACCGUCAGCGAAUACCGGUGCUACCGCCACGCCGGUUAUUGCGAACUCCACGAAGGCGGCCGAAAGCUUCAGCAGUGGGAGAAGUGGCAACACGGAGCCGGACACGGCAGCCCACUUCUCGUUGCCGCAGCAACGCGUUCGUGCUGCAGGAUCAGUGGAUCCGCCUGGUGGCACAGCAGGGAGCUCCAGCGAUCGGCCCAACGUGCUGAGGGAGUGGUGUGGCAUUUUGUAUUACUCCUGCCGCGAUCUAACGCAGAUGUGUUGCCGCAAGGUACGCAACGCCACGGCGGCCGGGCUGAAGGGAGCAGCCUUCGAGGAGGAGGACUGGCAUUUCUUCUCGGACCACCCGAUGCACGAGGGCCCCUGUGGUCCAUUUGCGAGGUGCUACAGGUUCUACACUUCGCUAGCGACGACGCGGACAUGUGCGUGGAUGCUGCCUGGUGUGCGCGACGCCCCGAUUGUCGUGCACCUCGCUGCGCUCUUCGUCGGCCUGGAGGCGGUGCAGGCAGCGUCGUUUUACAUCCGCUACCGACGUGCGCUGCGCACGAUUGACGUGACCUUAGCAGAGGAUGAUGAUGAUGAUGAUGCAGAGGCAGCAGAGGCGGAGGCGGCCAUGGAGGAGGAGACGGACAACGAACACGCGGAGGGGGAGGACGGCGGCGAUCACGCGGGCCGCAACAACGAGGGCUCCGCCGUGGCUGUGCGUGGUGCGGCCGAGUUGAGCGCCACCCGCACCGCACGCGCACGGCUCCCACGCGGGUCGUCGCGGGCGAUGCGCCGACUGUGCCGCUACUGGGCGCAGAUCGAGAAGGCGGUGCUACGCGCGCCGCGGAAACCUGCCGGGGUGCCGACGACGGCGACCGAGCUGUGCAGCUCCCUCGGCUCCGACGACUUCGGCGCGGAAGGCGGCGGCGGCGGCGGAAGCGCAGGAGGCCACAACGGGAGCGGGAGCGGAGGGGAGGGCGCGACGGAGGAGGCGUCCACCGGUGCGACGUCAGACGGUGCGAAGAAGCGCUUCACCGCCGACGGCGUCCCGCACGGCGCGGAGAAGGUGCUGGUGCUGUCGGAUGAGCACACCUUCCCGGUGAUACACCGUAGCUACGACACGAUAGGUGGUGUGCCGACUCCGGCAUCUGCCGCGCUCAACGUGGACGAAAUCGCGCAGGUGUGGCGCGUCUUGCACUGCCUGUGGGCCGACACUGUGCGGUACUCGGUGAACUACACCGAGGCUCGACAGCUGCUGCUGAGCUGCAGCGUGGCGGAGGUAGCAAAGCUCUUCGACGAGGAUGACGCCCGCACCGGCGAUGCCGUUUUGCUCAACUUGUGGGCCAGCGUGAGCCGCCCAAGCCGGCCGCCGUCGACGGAGGCGCUGUUGUCGUCGAGUGCGGCGGAGGCGGCGGUGCAGGUCGACUCCCCGCUGCACCACCCGGCCGGCGACUCGUUCUCCUCGCACGGUGCUGCGAGCCCGAAUUCGGCGGCGGCGUCGCCCCGGCCCGUCGACGGCCGUGUCUGUGUCGCCUGCAUGUCCCUCACGUGGUACCUCUCCGUCAUCCGCGAGGUGUACGAGGCGGUCGUCGUUCACCAAGAUGUGCAUCGCUGCGCAGAGGCGUUGGAGGAGCUGGAGGAGUACCAGCGCGCGGUUUAUCAGCGCGGUGUGGAGGCGGGCGCGGACUUCUUUGAGGCGGCGCUGCGGUACGCGCAGUCUCACUCAGGAGAACCCGACGCCAAUGAUGAUAGUACUACUACUACUACUACUACUACUGCAGCCACUGCAAAUGAUCGCCGUCGUGGCGGUGCUCUGGAGGAGGGCAGCAGCUCCUCUGCGCGACGGACGAUGCUGCUACCGCAGGUGGUCAUCGAAGGAGAUGCUGCACACGGCGUCAGCGUGCAGCCCCCUGUGGUUCUACUCCCCCCAUCGUUACCCGUGCCGUGGGUCCACGAUGCCACGCAACAGCACCGACAACAGCCUCAACCUUCUCGGCUGCCCACCUCCAACCCCCUGGCCUCUGACUUCCCAUCGACCCGAAGCUUGCCGCUGCCUCCGCACCGCGAUUCGAGCCCGCACGUUGUGACGCUGCGCGGCGCCUCUCCGCGGGCGUGCUGGGCGGAGUUGACGGCCGCCUUAGCCGCGUUGCUGCGUCGUCGUCGGCUGAUGGAGCUUGCCUGUGUGCGCAGCCUGUUCUACUACAUUUACACCGGCAGCGCCGCGAAGAUUGUGUCCUUCUCCAUUCUGGCGCUGCUGACGGGCUUGUCGUCGCGUAUCUCCGCCCUGGGGCAGGCGGCGCGGGAGGGGAUCAGCAGCAACUUGGAUGCGUACUAUCGCACCGCGGUGCGGCACCAUGGCCGUGGCGAGGGGAGCGGCGACAACGGCGGCGGUGACGACGGUGCCCCGGUUGGCACACGCCUUCUCGCGCUCUUCGCCUUUGAGUGCGCGCGUCUCGCGGUGAACACUGUCUUGGCAAAGACGACGAGCGAGUACAUCGCGCUGUCUGCCUCGCAGCGCCGCAACACCGUAAAGGCGGAGCUGUACGAGGCGUUGACCCGCAUGCCCCUCGCCUUUUUCGAUCUGCACUCCUACGAUGAGGUGGAGCAGAUUGUGUACUACGUCAACGACAUCGAGGGGGUGGAGGUGCACGUGCACAACUACCUGUGCAGCCUCAGCACGUCGCUUUUCGCGAUGCAGCACGCACUGCGGCAACUGCCUCUCCGUGCGCGUGUUCUUGUCGGCCUGACGGUGGCCGCCGCGCUGGGCGUGAAGUAUGUGGGGCGGAAGGUGACGCACUGGACGCAGGCGGAGCAGCGCGCGGGCGGUGUUCUUCCACCGUGGCUGCGUGGGCACGGCCUCGACGGCACCGUGUCGGCGACGGCGGAACUGGACGCGCAGGUGGAGGAGAACACGGAGAGCAACGCACGGCAGGGCGGCGUCAUGCUGCGUGGGCUCGACAUUGUCGCCGUCCUGCCUCAGCUGCGCCCAUACGGGGCUGAUCUGAGUCUCAUGCGGUGGUGGACAGCCCACACCCGCUCGUGCGGUGCCGCGUUUGGCGCGACGGAAGCCACGACGCUCGCCGAGGGUUUGAUGGUGCUGCCCCGCCAGCUGUACGGCAAGCUUCUGCCGGCACUUGGGGGUGCGAUCAUGACCUUCGCGGACUGGGUGCUGCCGGCCGUCGUCGCCAGCUACGGCGCCUCCAUGGCGCUGUCGAGCGUCGACGCGUUGAGUCUGUCGAACCGGCUGAUGGAGGCGAUGCAGUGCGUGCGGGACAUGGUGCACACCGUCGUCGACGCACGUCGGGUGGCGGGGGUGGUGCUGGUGAACGCGUACAAGGCGAAUGUGCUGGAGAAGGUUCUGAAUCAGCGCCGGUGGGAGCCGACCACGAUGGACUUUAAGGACUACGCGUACGACGUCGACGAGCGGCAGCGCCUCGACAAAGGAAGAGGUGGAGACGCGGCGUCUGGACGUGCGCACGACGUCGCGGCUGAAGGUCCGCCCUUCCGUAGCGGAAGAGGAAGCAGAGGAGGGAGACAUGUGGGCUCCUUGUCGCAGCAGCAGCAGCGGCAGCAGUUGGCCCUGGCCAAGUCGUUGCGUCGCGCCUCUGCCAGCCGCCCACCUUUCAGGGCCGCCCGACUCGGGAAGCGGCUUUCGUACGGCGUGGCCUGGCUCGUGGCGCACGCGCCGCCUUUCUUGAUGCUGCAGGGCGCCAUGUACGUCAUACGCGGUGGGCUGCGCUGGGUGGGACUCGUUGGCCCGACCGCACGCGGCCCGUCGGCGCUGGCAGGGACCGGCAUCGACAGAAAGGCGCAGCUCCGUUGGCUGCGCUGCGGCCGCCUCCGUCACCGUCGACAUCGCCAUCUGCAGCACCCACCGAGGCAGCAGCCGGUGUCAUCGCCGGAGGACGAAGAAGGCGCCGGGAUCGGGCAGCGGCACACCUCCACCGGCGGCAGUGUGAGCGACGGCAACGGCACGGAGGCGUACGACAGCGACGCCCCUUUCCGCGGCGGCCGGAGCGACGUGUCGGCGCCCGCGUCCCCUGCCGCCUCCCUCAACGCGUCGUCUUCAUCUUUUACUUCUUCCGCAUCGGACAGCGAUGAAGGGGAUGUGGAGAGUGAUCUGGACAGCGAGGCGGCUGCGUUGGCCAGUGCCACCGUGUAUGCUGUCACAGUGCAGAACCUUCAAUUCUACUACCCGACCGCGCCCACCGUGCCGGUGUUCCCCAGACCCGUCACGUGCACCUUCACCCUCCAAAGCGCAGAAGAAGGUCCCUCUUCUUCCGUCUCCUCUUCCUCGGUGACUUCACCAAACUCGCCGUCCGCGUCGUCGUCGUCGUCGGCGCCACAAAGGGAGCAGCUGCGGGGACGGCUGGUGUGUCUUGUCGGCCCUAGUGGACACGGCAAGUCGACGCUCCUCAGCCUCCUGCUGGGCAUGUACACGCACUACGGCUCACCCAGCCAACGCGGUGGUGGGGACCGCGAUGAUGGCAGUGAUGGUGGCCGCAACGGCGCCGUGACUCCUUCCCCGCCUGCGGACGGGACUGGAGAGAGGAAAAGCGAAGCGCUGUUGAGCUCCAGCAGCGAUGGAGGCAGCACCGCCAGCUUUGGCUCACCGCGGCUGGCGGACACGGCUGCACCGUCCUUCCUCCCGCCGGAUAUCCUCCUCACCCUCCGCUUGCCGUACACCUCGCACCGCCACAGCCACCGCAAGAGCCGCAACCGCAGCAGUGGGCGCGGCGCCUCCUCGGCCGACAUCGACUGCGCGGAGGAGCAGCUGCCCGUCUCUGCCAUUCCGCGAGAUAUCCUGCGCGGCAAUUUGUUUAGCUUUGUGCCGCAGAGCCCCGUCAUCUUCACCGGGGCGACCAUCGCACACAACAUCAGCCUCGAGAACUUCGUCUCGCUGGAGCAGGAGGACGUGCUGGCGGAGAUCGGGCAGUGCGCAGCGUGGGCUCACUGCGAGUACAUCGAGCGGUUCCCCCAGGGCCUCAUGACGUACGUGGCCGACAGCGGCACUGCGGGGUGGUCGUCGCCAUUGGCGUCCGCGGCAGCGGGCGGCGGUGGUGCCGGCGGUGGAGGGGGGAUGGUGCGGCUCAGCGGCGGCCAGGCGCAGCGGCUCAUGAUGGCACGCGCGCUCUUCCACGGUCGUCGCGGCGGCACGGUGCUCGUCAUGGAUGAGCCGACCGCCAGCUUGGAUCGCGAGGUGAAGCUGGAGAUUCUGGCGGAGUGGCGGGAGCUGCUCGCGAAGGGGAUUGUGCGCGGCAUGAUUUGUGCGACGCACGACGCCGACCUCAUCAACGUUGCGGACGAGGUGGUGCGGCUGCCGUAG
Molecule: messenger RNA, 6501 nt
Organism: Leptomonas pyrrhocoris
Lineage: Eukaryota; Euglenozoa; Kinetoplastea; Trypanosomatida; Trypanosomatidae
Product: putative mitochondrial ABC transporter
Exons: 1
Coding region: 1120-6501 (1793 amino acids)
Biological process (GO): transmembrane transport
Molecular function (GO): ATPase-coupled transmembrane transporter activity; ATP hydrolysis activity
Source: RefSeq, a predicted model, not a curated record